CGGAGGCCGUUACAGUUGCGCAUGGAGACAGCGGGUCCGUGGGAGGGAUGGCGGCCGAUGCAGAUUUCCUUCACCGUUACCGGGCUGUAUCCAACAAGCUGAAGAAGCGUUUCCUGCGCAAGCCAAAUGUGGCGGAAGCAAGUGAGCAGUUUGGUCAGCUGGCCAAAGAACUGAAGCAGGAGGAGUGUCUGCAGUAUGCAGGCUUCUGUAACCUGGCUGUGGCACGGUGUGAACAGACUCUGUUUAAUGCUCCCGGAGAGGCCCUGGCCCUGACCGAUGCAGCCCGCCUCUUCCUGCAGGCGGAGAAGGAGACGCAGAAACUCCAGUGCCCAGGCUUCGAGGAACAUCUGCAGGCCGCAACCAACUGCUACAGCUUUGCCAUAAAGGUCUACAUUGAGUUGAACCAGCCUGUCAUGGCAGCCAGCCUCUGCUUGGAGCUGGGAAAUGCUUUGAAGGAAAUGAACAAACCGGGCGAGGCAUCUGUGUACUACCAGCGAGCGGCCGAGCUUCAGUCUCAGGUGCCCAUUGAAUGCCUGCUGUCGCUGGGCAAGGUGGCUUCCUGUAAGAUCAUAACCCGUGAUUAUGAUGGAGCUUUGGCCGUCUUCACUGAGAUGCAGCUGAUGGCUCAGGAGAAGGGAUUGCAGCUGCCCGGAACCAAUGCCCCUGUUGGUGCGUUUGUGGAUGUCAUUGCGAGGUGUGAGGUGUCCCGGGUGCUGCUGCUGAUGCUGCUCCAGCCCCCGCCACAGAAGCUGCUGCCUGAGCACGCUCAGACUCUGGAGAAAUACGACUGGGAAUCGUUCGACAGCCACAGCCAAGUGAACAACCUCCCCGAGAACGUGUUUCUGCUGCUGCAGUCGGUGGUGAUGGCGUGCCAGGAGAAGGACCUGGAAUCACUGAAGGUUCUUCAGGUGGAGCUUUGGCCGCUGCUGACCCCGGAACAGAACCACCUGCUGCACCUGGUCCUACAGGAGAUGGUAGCUCCAUCCGGCCGAGGCAUCUGAUCCCCUCUGCCCUUACACUGCGUAGACUCAAAAACUUAUCCUGUCCCGUUUCCGACUGCUGCUCAGGAACAUUCCCGCCCCGGUCCUGGGCUGCAGAAAAAACUUAUUAUUAAUUGUGGAGGUGACAUUGGUUCCCCUUAGUUGAUGUGAACCUUCUUCACUUCUGUGGUGGAGCAGUAACUCUCACACCGUUAAAGAAGUAUCUGGAUAUACACUUGAAUCAUCAAGGCAUAGGGAGCCAUAGACUGGGCUAGUUUUGGUGGGUACUUGACUGAUAGCAUGAACGUGGUGGGUCUGAGAUUUGUGACUUUUAGAUGUUAAACCGAGCCACUUUCUGGCCGCCUGAGUGGAUGUGGAAGGUGUGUGUGCAGUGGAAUUCAGGGGAGAGGACGGUAUCUUAGUGUGGCAACAGACGAACAUCACUCAGCAGCAGGUGAUCUGCUGUUGCGUUGGUCCCUGAAAUACAGUGAAGAAGGACUGGGUGAAAGGAAGUGCCCAGUCUGUGAUGGCCUGUGCGGCGUUUACCACUUCCAGUAGUUUUCACUUCAUGCAGCCACACCCCUUCCCUGUGCUGUAGAUACUAGCCUGGCCAACGUCACCCUCCCUAGGAGGACAAAUUAAAUAAAGGCUGGUUUUAAUCAUUGGAGAUCAAGGCUCAGGGAGGGAUUGCUGCUCCGGGAGGAAGGAUUAGAAUCUAAUCAAAGACCUGGGAUUAAACUCCCCGGGCAGCGCACCAGACCGAUCAGUCAUUGUGGAGCUGCCAGAGGCGCGGGAGACAGAUCGGGACAUCCGGAGCACUGAUCGUGAGUUAACCGCCUUUCACACCUCUAAUCGUCUGCGGUGUCCACAGCAAUGUUUCAGCACCUUUCCCUUCCUAAGGCCACUCCUGCCACUCGAUCCACACUUCCCAUUGCCUUGGGGAGGCAGCCACCAUAAUCAAGGACCCCUCCCAUUCCACUCUUACCCUGACAGCACCUACCACCAGGCUCAAGGACAGCUUCUAGCCGAGCUGUUGUAAGAGUCUUGUACAAUCCUCUCAUAUAGAAAAAGAAAAACUUUUGGUCUCCCAACCUAUCUGGUCAUGGUGCCUGCAUUUUACUUGUCUAUCUGCACUGCGCUUUCUCUGUAACUACCACACAACACCCUGCUUUCUCUGUAACUACCACACAACACCCUGCUUUCUCUGUAACUACCACUGUGAUGUACUUACGUAUGGAAUGACCUGUAAGGUUGGCAUACAAAAUGGCAGCAUUUCCCUGCAUUCUGGUACGUGUGACAGUAAUAAACCAAUGCAAAUCUCCCGAUUAGUCUGGGGGGGCCCUCUGUGUAAACCACUCCUUUCAACAAUAACUGCCCUCCUUCCUCUGUACCCCCAUCCUCUUCAACCACUUGUGAGUGAGAGGGUCGUUCCUGUCCUUGCUUCCCCAUCCACCAGCCCAAGUCUGCUGGGUGUGUGGUGGCUCCCUGUCCCUGCUUGCGUCUGGGAACUCUUGCUACUGUUGACAGAAGGUGUGUCAAAAACCUUGGGUCUGAGCAUCAGGCCCACACAGAAGCCUAGUGUGAAGUGUGGAGGGAGUGCACUGCCCACCUCAUCUCUGGCAGAGCCAUAUCAGCCUCAUCAACCACCUUGGAGCCCACAGACUGGAGGGGAGGCAAGUCAUCGCCCAUCCCGAAGGGUCUGCCAUUGGAGGGGAUGAUCAGCAGAGUCCAUGGCACAGGAACAGGCCCUCCGGACAACAUGUCCAUGCUAACCAUUGCCUUCCUAAGGUACAUUUGCUCAUGUUUGGUUCAUGUCCCUCUAAACCAGGGGUUUAUGCCAUAGAUCCCUUUGGCAGUCCAGUGAAGCCUAUUCUCAGAAUAAUGUAUUUAAAUAUAUAACAUAAAAUACACAGGAUUACAAAAGAGACCAAUUGUAUUGAAAUAGAGUUAUCAAAUAUUAAAAAGACAAAUUUGUGAUAUGUGCUUCUUUAUUA
Mobula hypostoma (lesser devil ray) is the source of this 2974-nucleotide messenger RNA. RefSeq names its product coagulation factor VIII associated (gene f8a). The coding region runs from base 48 to 1001 and encodes 317 amino acids. NCBI's taxonomy places the organism in Eukaryota, Metazoa, Chordata, Chondrichthyes, Myliobatiformes, Myliobatidae. Gene Ontology annotation, biological process: vesicle cytoskeletal trafficking. The record is from RefSeq and is a predicted model, not a curated record. Gene Ontology annotation, molecular function: protein binding. The transcript has 12 exons. Gene Ontology annotation, cellular component: early endosome.